Misgurnus anguillicaudatus (oriental weatherfish) is the source of this 5019-nucleotide messenger RNA. NCBI's taxonomy places the organism in Eukaryota, Metazoa, Chordata, Actinopteri, Cypriniformes, Cobitidae. The record is from RefSeq and is a predicted model, not a curated record.
AGUGAAUUUCUACUUACUAUUUACCCGUAAACCACUUUCUAUUAAAUUCAUUUCAUAAUUUAUGAAAUCCACAGCAUUGAUUUAAUGCAUAAUAAUUGCACAGUUGUAAAUAAAUUAAACCACAGAAUAUUAUGCAUUGUCAUAAUAUUAGUCAUAUUGGUUAUUUUGUAUUUCUGCUGUACCGGAAGUUCAUUAUUCCUUCACACAUGUUUCAGUUGUUUUUGUAUUGUCAGGAGACAGAACAGGAAUGAGGUAUUGAGAUUAUAUAAUAGACAGGGGAGCAUACAAGAGGUGUAUCUGAAAGAUAAAACCAUUCAGCUGUGAUUUAAUUCAUGCUUGUUGAACGUGUGGCUGGCUAAUUAUUAGAAAAAACAAUAUCGAUGUGAUAGAAUGGGGGAAUGAUUUGGUAAUUUGAGUGAAAAUUGUUGUCCCUUCUGUUCGUUUAUGUAGUUUAUUGCUUUGGUUAACUAAUACAGAUGCUACAUGGAAUGAGGAGAUAUAAGGGAAAAUUAAAGGGGUCAUAUUAUGAGAUUUUUUUAAGAUGUAAAAUAAAUCUUUGGUGUCCCCAGAGUACGUAUGUGAAGUUUUAGCUCAAAAUACCUCACAGAUAUUUUAUUAUAGCAUGUUAAAAUUGCCACUUUGUAGCAAAAAUGUACCAAUUUUGGGUGUGUCCUUUAAACUGCAAAUGAGCUAAUGAAAUGCAAACACUGGUCGCAAUGAUGGUGGUUUGUUGUAAUUGAAACUCAAUUGUGCUUAUAUUUUUUCUGUCCUUUUUCUCUGCACUAAAUGGCAGUGCCAUGGUUGGAUAGUGGCAGUAUUAUUGUAAUUGAACUUCUACCUACAUAAAUCAGUGGAAAUCUGAACAACCUAAUUUUUCACAUGCUUGCAUAGAAUGGUUUACCAAAUUACUGGGUUACUGGGUUGUUCUUUUUUUACAUUUUCUAGGUUGAUAGGAGAACUGGGGACCCAAUUAUAGCACUUAAACAUGGAAAAAGUCAGAUUUUCAUGCUAUGACCCCUUUAAACAUAAUUGAUUUGUCUGUGGUCUGAGAAAUUGCUCAUUCCCCUAAAUAUUUUAGGCAUAAAUGCCAUUAAAUUUAGGGUUAGUUUUAGAUAUACCUUUUAUAAAAUAUAUACAUUUAAUCAGUGAGACAGUGCUGGCUGUGCUUUGUAAAUGCAAUAGGUACAUUUGUGAAUAUUUCAUACAGAGAACGGAACUCAUAACCUUGUUUAUACUAUGAUUGAUGUUGAAAAUAAACUGUGCACUCUCUAUAUUAUAUAUUUAGAGUUAUAUAUUUAUGUAUAGUGUGCAUUCUUUGCUGUAUAAUAUUCACACAGGGUUUCUGUUUUAAAUUGAGCUUCCACUGAGGAUGAACCCACUACAGAUCCACAAGUCUCAGUAACUUGAUUAGCCAAGCUGUCAGUAUUAAUAAGGCCAGACCUGAGAUCCAGAGUACGAGACCCAUCGCUGUGUCAGCUAGUUACCAAAGCCAAAAGGUGCACGGUAUUAUAUCUGUUGUGUUUUCUCGCCACAAUCAAUAUUUGAACUUUGGUUGAUGCAUCAUUCUGGGAAUGCUUGCAUUGUUUGUAUGUAAUACACAUUUGUGCAAAAACAUUUAAUGUUGCAGUACCUUUUAUAGUUUAUAGUUAAGCAAAUUGGUUUCAAAUAGCACUAUACUUUCCUUGUAACAAUUAAAACUUAAAUCAAUUUAGUAAAUAUUUAAUUACUUUAAGUAACCCUUCGUUUUAGUCUUUCUCUACUUAAUUUCUAUUUCAGGCACUGUUGUGCACAUAUUAGAUGUGCUGUUGAAUGCAUCCUGACACCACUCAUUAGUUUUAGCCCUUUAGUUAGGAACCACAGUGUGUGUAUAUCUGAGAUUGUUGUGUGGAGACGGAAGGGAAGGAAACGCUUUACAAAACCCCUGUCUCUUGGCAAGGGGAGGGCAAAUAGGACACAAACUGUGGGUGGACCUCUGAGACAAGCACCUUCAAAAAACAAGAGCACCACAAGUGCACACACUCGGAUAGAUUUGAGGAAACUGAGCUUAUUAGUUUAAGUGUAAUACCAUGGAUUAUAAAAGCGUAGGCUGACUGAUACCAAGUGCACAAACUAACUGUUAAGCAGAUUUGUUUCCCAGCAGAGACGGAUUUUUUUACUGUUGUUCCAGGAUUCCAAAAUGUCUGAUCCCACUCCGGAGACUCGCACCACUGCACCUGUGGUCCACCAGGACCGGAUUGAUAAUAAUGCCUGCGCUUCAUCAGAGCCUUCACCUGGACAUCUGAACCUGUCAUGCGGCCUCUACCAAUCAGACUCUGACCUGCUGGCUUCCCCUGAUUGUGAGGUUGAUGGGCCUCCAUACGGCCGAAGUGAAUCCCUGUCCGACUGUGUUGUCGAGAGGAAGGAAACCAAACAGAUGCCCUCGCUCGCCUCCGAAUGGGACGAGAUUGAAAAGAUCAUGACUCUAAUUGCCGGCUUCGAGAUCUCCGGGGAUCUUCAACCAGCUGUGGAAGAUGCAGCGGGUAGCCGCGUCCUGGAGCAGUCGGUGGGGGAGUGGCUGGAACACGUGGGUUUCCCUCAGUACGAGAGCAAACUGGUGCUCAACGGCUUCGAUGACCUGCGCUUCAUGGGGAGUAACGUGAUGGAAGAUGAGGACCUUCAAGAGAUUGGAAUCACUGAUCCUGGACACAGAAAGAAAAUCCUUCAUGCGGCUAAAACCCUGCCAAAGGUAAAAGCUUUGGGGUGUGAUGGUAGCACGUCUCUGUCUUCAUGGUUGGACACUCUUGGUCUUGGAGAAUAUCUGCACAACUUUCUCUCCAGCGGUUAUCGAACCCUGGACUGCGUGAAGAACUUAUGGGAACUUGAAAUCGUCAACGUGUUGAAAAUCGGCCUGCUUGGUCACAGAAAAAGGAUCAUUGCGUCAAUAGCGGAGCGGCCCUAUGAAGAAGCACCCUCGAAAUCAAACCGCUUCGCCCAGCUUAAGAUUCAGGACCUGUUGUCUCAGAACACAUCAUCACUGGGUUUUUUGGACCCGUACACCAGCCGCUCGAUGGAUAUGCUGCUUCCACUGGGGGAAUCGGGCCGAAAGAGUCGAGCAUUGGACCAGGACGGCACCAUCUCCCUCCGCUCCUUUGGUGAACGGUCACGCUCGCACGAUCGGCACGCAGAUCGACAGUCUCGUUUCAGCAUUCGUCCAUCCAGCCACUCCGCCACGUACACCACCGUCUCCACCUGGCACCAUCACCCUGAUAAACUCAUUACAGAGUCCUGCAUUUAUGAGGCCCGAUAUUUGGGCUCGGUGAUCAUUCGAGAUCUACGAGGGAUCGAGUCUACACAGGAGGCGUGUGCUAGAAUCAGGAAAUCUAAGGACCACCGGAAAGGUCCUGUCAUUGUUCUUCAUAUCACCUACAGAGGAGUCAAGUUUGUUGAUGCAGCCACAAAGGCAAUAGUUGCAGAACACGAGAUCCAGAAUAUCUCAUGUGCAGCCCAGGAUCCUGAUGACCUCUGUACAUUUGCCUACAUCACAAAAGACCUGAAGUCUGGUUAUCACUUCUGUCAUGUCUUCACUACGGUAGAGGUGACACAGACGUACGAGAUCAUUUUGACUCUGGGACAAGCGUUCGAGGUGGCCUAUCAGGUGGCUCUCCAAGCGCAGAAGGCCCGGCGUCACAGUUCCUUUGCAGGUCCAGCGACAGAAAAUAUAGAAAUCAAGAGCAGUCGGCCGACGUCUCAAUCCCGCAACAGUACGCGUCGCGCCGUAGGUGCACCUGUGCUUGAAUGCCGCUGCUGUUACUGUCACACGUGCUCCGCCCACCGCCCCUCCUACCUCCCGCUGCCCUCCCUCAGCCCUGGAGUUCAGGUUCUGCUCUCUUUCUCUUUCUAGCUGUCUCCUCCCUUCCACUUUUCACUUUACUAAUUUUCCUCUUAUGUUUUCACUAUUAUCCACUUAUUUUCCCCUCAUGCACAUCUUUGUUUGACACUAGCAACAGGUCACAAUUUUAAAAUGUGGUACAGUGAAGUCUGUUCAUCUUUUAAGGGAAAUGUCCAAAUGUGAGUUGCCAGUCUUGUAUAAUAUAGCGAUGAGGCGAUGGUCUUGUUUUGGCCUGAGGAUCUGCUCAUUAUGUUAGCAGACUACAGCUUGGUUGAGUGAAUCUCUCAGAAACCGGUAAUGAAAUGGGUCAUAUUUCACACCUGCAUCAAAUGAAUUUACAUUAAGGCAUUUAACAGAUGCUUUUCUUCAAAGCGACUUACAAAGAUUAGGAAACAAUAAAAGCGAUGUGUCAUAGGGAGGCAAUAGUACAAAAGAUGCUUAUACUGUCUAAGAUACAAGUUUUCACUAUUCCAAUAAGAGAUAUGAGAUAGAAAUGCAGUCAAUAUCCAUGUCAAGUAUUUUUGGAAGAGAUACCGAUAUUCAGUUACUAUCUACACUGCAAAAAUUAUUUUCAAGAAAAGAAAUUCUUAGUAUUUUUGUCUUGUUUUCAGUAAAAAAUCUAAAAAUUCUUAAAUUUAGAUGCUUUUUCUUUAUGAGCACAACGACCCAAGAAAAUAAGUCUAGUUUUUAGACCAAAAAUAUAAAAUUUAAGUGAUUUUGUGCAUAAAACAAGCAAAUAAAUCUGCCAAUGGGGUAAGCAAAAAAAUCUUGAAAAUUUUUCUUAAAGGAAUAGUCUACUCAUUUUCAAUAUUAAAAUAUGUUAUUACCUUAACUAAGAAUUGUUGAUACAUCCCUCUAUCAUCUGUGUGUGUGCACGUAAGCGCUGGAGCGCGCUGCGACGCUUCGAUAGCAUUUAGCUUAGCCCCAUUCAUUCAAUGGUACCAAUCAGAGAUAAAGUUAGAAGUGACCAAACACAUCAACGUUUUUCCUAUUUAAGAUGAGUAGUUAUACGAGCAAGUUUGGUGGUACAAAAUAAAACGUAGCGCUUUUCUAAGCGGAUUUAAAAGAGGAACUAUAUUUUAUGGCGUAAUAGCACUUUUGGGAGUACUUCGACUCGCCUGAAAAGUCUGCUCCCCUUCUCACUCUCAUAA